Messenger RNA from Daldinia decipiens, 2307 nucleotides. Its product is annotated as actin-like ATPase domain-containing protein. The record is from RefSeq and is a predicted model, not a curated record. Gene Ontology annotation, biological process: microtubule-based movement. Lineage: Eukaryota; Fungi; Ascomycota; Sordariomycetes; Xylariales; Hypoxylaceae. The coding region runs from base 217 to 1959 and encodes 580 amino acids. The transcript has 2 exons.
CUAAGCUCUACCUUCAAUUAUAUGAAUAUUAUUCGAUAAACCUGGGUAUCUAAAGAAUAAGGCGUUGCAGCUGCAUCUCGCAUCUCGCAUCUCGCAUCCCCCACCUCCCACAACAUUUGAACUUGUCAAGAUUCAAACGAAACAAAUGCACGAAUAAACCCACCCCGCCAGCUCCAAUUCUCAACAUGUAUAGGGAGUAAACAUACGUAUAGAGAAAUGUCGUCGAGCGCAGGCCACAGUCUCCCUCACCGGACUGUGUCUAGCAUACGUGCCGGCGACCGCACAUCAACUCAGGCACUUCCAGCUACGCCUCACACCCCUCCACGAGCUUCCGUUGUUCCCUCCGCCUUCGGGUCGCCCUCCACCUUGCGUGCCGACGAUGAGGUUUUGGUUGUUGAAUUAGGUUCACGAAAAUUACGUAUCGGCUUCGGGGGCGAUGCAGUCCCUAAGAGGAUCGCGUCGUUUGGCCUAGAGCAGCAGAGGCGUGCCGGAGACUUUAGGGCUUGGGAAGCUGGUUACCAGGACGACUGGCGCCAUAGGGCUGCCGGGAAGCCUUGGGGAUCGGAUUACGAGCUGUGGCAGUUGGAUUUGAGAGGGAAGGAUCUGGGUCUUGUCGGGGAUAAGCUCGAACGUGAGCUUAGGGAGGCUUUCACCAAAUUUCUACUUAUUGACUCCCGCCCAAGGAGAAUAAGUCUAGUCUUGCCACCCACGCUGCCUAUACCACUAAUAUGUUCAGUUUUCGAUACCAUCUUUACUCGCUUUCAGAUCCCAUCUAUAUCCCUUCUUUCGUCGCCUGUCAUGUCCGCCAUGGCCGCAGGUACUCGAUCGGCCCUAGUCAUUAACCUUGGCUGGCAUGAGACAACUAUCACUGCCGUUUACGAGUUUAGAGAGGUGCAUACUUGGAGGACUAUCAGAGCCGGCAAGCUCUUGGUGGAGGAGACGUACCAGUUUUUAACCAACGUUAUUCGAGGACGACCAGCCAUAGCACGCGCCGAGCGUACCGAGCAUAAAUUGGAGGACAACAUCGUAAGCUUUGAAGAAUGCGACGAGUUCGUAACCCGCAUGCUAUGGUGUAAAAGGGCCGUAAAUCAGUUAUCACAGGAUACCACCGAGGGUCUCCCAACCCUUCACGAGCAGGACGAGUCCGAAACAGUAGCGCCGGCUGACGACCGCGUGCCUGUCGCAGUGGAACUCAAUUCUUGUAAGCCUCCAAAGACGGUGGAAAUUCCGUUUGCGGAGCUAGCCGAACCUUGCGAGGCAGUCUUUUUCGAACCUAACAUUUCACCUUCUUGCUUUGACGACCAUGAGCUUCCCGUGCCUCUAUUAGCUUACCGAGCUCUAUUGAAGCUACCCUUGGAUGUUCGCGCAGUUUGCAUGGCGCGCAUCAUAUUCACGGGUGGCUGUUCCAACAUUAUCGGACUUAAGGGGCGCAUUUUUGACGAAGUAUCGCUCUUGGCUAAGGAGAGAGGUUGGGAUCCGGUCAGAGGAAAGGCGUAUGACAAAUAUAAAGCAAACCCAAACCUACGGCGGAGCGGUAGUCGACAGUCUGGUGAAGGUCCUACUCCCGCGGUAGUUCUAACCGGAAGCGGCAGUGGUACAGAAGAAGCAGAGACAACACCACCUAUCAAUCCUGCAUAUGCGCCCCCUGACAUGGAUCAUGUGGAGGAUGUUAUCAAAAAGGAGAGAAACUACAAGCCAGCUGUACAAGGCACGCUUCGGGUAAUAGACUCCCUAGGUUCUUGGUGCGGAGCAAGCUUAGCAGCGCAGCUCAAGGUGCCGGCUUUAGCUACAGUCGAGCGCGAAUAUUGGCUUCAACAAGGCGUUAAUGGUGCAUGUCGACCUAACGAAGUGGACGUCAAGGCGCAACAGAGGCAGAGCAUGGGCGCUGGGGGAUUGGUUAGAGGCCAAGCCUCGCAGGCUACCGGCGGUUGGACUCUGGGAAUAUGGGGAGCUAUUUAAACCAAGUUUAACCAUGGAACUCUGAUGAAUAUUAUCAAUAUACUGGAGCUUAAUUGGGUUUAUUCUUGAGUUUUGGUACAACUAGAUCUCCAUGUAGAUGCUACCUCAGGAGGUACAUGUAGGUAGACUUCCAUAUGUCUAGGUAAGUACCUAGGUAGGUACAUAGUACUACCUACAUAGAUACCUACAUACAUGUAGGUAUGUACAUGUAUGUACCUAGGUAACCUUAUCCAUGGAUAUCACGACGGAGCAAAGGAUGUCGAGAGCAGGAGCAGGAGCUACCCCUGCAAAAUGCGGGGAGCUAAAGCUACUCUAAAAAAAGAUUCGCAAAUCGAACGACGCUUCAAC